AUGGAGGUCAAAGUGCCCAGCACCCGCUUGCUGACCUCAGUGCGCCUCGAGAAUGUCUCGCCUCUGAGAGUGGUACUGGCCACCUGUGUCGCAUUCCCCUUGAUAUUCAUCAUCGGCUUCUACCUAUGGGUCACACCGAGUACACUGAAGGAUUCGAGGCGGAAACACCUUCCCCCCGGUCCUCGCGGUUUGCCCUUUCUGGGAAAUUUCUUUGAAAUGUCGAAGGCUGAAACGUUUCGAUUUCAGGCGCAGAAGUGGGCCAAGGAGUAUGGGGAGAUCUUCUACACUAAGAUGGGAGGAGCUGAUUACAUCUAUUUGUCAUCUCCUACGGCGGUGAAAGAAUUGAUGGACAAGAAGUCUGGCAUAUACUCCUCCCGACCACCAGCACCGCUUGCUAGCGACGUGGCUUCCGCAGGUCGACGACAAUUGUUUAUGCCAUACGGGCCCAAGUACCGCGUUGUACGGAAAAUCGCCCAUCAGCUCCUCAAUAUAACUGUUUCAACCAGCUAUCAACCUAUUCAAGACCUUGAAUCCAAGCAAUUGGUGUACGAUUUGCUCCACGACCCGGAACACUUUUAUGACCACAACCGACGCUAUUCAUCGAGUGUGAUCCUGACAGUGGCAUAUGGACAUCGGAUGGCCGAUUGGGACAAUCCAUUGGUCAAGAAGAUCUACAGUGUGGUCAACAACCUACAACAAUUUUCCGCACCGGGUGCCUUCCUCGUGGACACAUGGCCUUCGCUGCGAUAUUUCCCCCAGUGGAUGUUUGGUAACUGGAGGAAGUUUGGCGAGAAAUGCUUUGCACAUGACUCCGUUGUCUACCUUAAUCUCUGGGGAGACUUAAAGAAAGAGGUCGACGAACGCAAGGCUAACCCAUGCUUUGCGAAAGAUUUCUACCUCAGCAACCCGGAGAAACUUGGAUUAGAUCAGCUUCAAGCAGCAUAUCAAACCGGUGGCCUGGUCGAAGCUGGCUCUGAAACAACGUCUGCGUUCCUCAACUCCUGGAUUUUAGCAAUGACCCUGCAUCCACAUAUUAUGAAAAAGGCUCAGGAAGAGGUCGAUCGAGUGGUUGGAGGAGACAGGCUGCCCACAUGGGAAGAUGAGGCAAAUUUACCUUAUCUCAGAGCCAUGAUUAAAGAAUUACUUCGUACUCGCCCGCCCAAUAAAUUCGGUAUUCAGCACUAUACGACUGAGGACGACUGGGCAAUAAACUAUGAUCCAGCUCACUGGGACAAGCCCGACGAGUUUAUGCCAGAACGCUUUCUCGGCUACGAUCUCCCAGCCGCUUCCUACAUCAACAUUGGGGACCCCAACCAGCGCGACCAUUUUUCAUACGGAGCAGGAAGGCGAGUCUGUCCCGGUGUGCAUGUGGCGGAGAAGUCGCUGUUCUUAAACAUUGCUCGUGUGCUGUGGGCCUUUAACAUCUCCAAGAAAAUCGCAAAAGAUGGAAGUGUGAUUGAGCCAAACAUUGCAAUGGUUCCAGGCUGGAUGACAAUCCCUCAACCGUUUGAAUGUGAUAUUACGGUGAGGUCGGAAAAGAAAGCGGCAUUGAUCAAUAAGAUUUGGGCCGAGACCAAGGAGACCCUGGGUGAAAAAUAG
Molecule: messenger RNA, 1599 nt
Organism: Fonsecaea monophora
Lineage: Eukaryota; Fungi; Ascomycota; Eurotiomycetes; Chaetothyriales; Herpotrichiellaceae
Exons: 2
Coding region: 1-1599 (532 amino acids)
Molecular function (GO): monooxygenase activity; heme binding; oxidoreductase activity, acting on paired donors, with incorporation or reduction of molecular oxygen
Source: RefSeq, a predicted model, not a curated record